Messenger RNA from Hevea brasiliensis (rubber tree), 663 nucleotides. RefSeq lists its product as uncharacterized. The record is from RefSeq and is a predicted model, not a curated record. The transcript has a single exon. NCBI's taxonomy places the organism in Eukaryota, Viridiplantae, Streptophyta, Magnoliopsida, Malpighiales, Euphorbiaceae. Bases 1 to 663 code for a protein of 220 amino acids.
AUGGAGAAGGCGGAGGAAACAGCUUUAAAUUCAUCAAAAGCAGCAAAAGAGACGAAAGAUGCCGAAGCUCAAAUUCCACCCAAAAACAAAAGCAAACACAGACGUAGAAACAUCUGUCUUGGGGUGACGGCGGCUGUCAUCGUCGUUUUCGUUCUGGUUGUGGUGAUCUUGGCAUUAACGGUGUUCAAAGCCAAAGAACCCUCUACCACCAUCGACUCAAUCGCUCUAGAUAACCUGCGCGUGUCCUUGGACUUGGCCAGGUUGGGCGUCGAUCUGAAUUUGACCUUGGACGUGGAUCUCACCGUCAAGAACCCAAACAACGUGGGGUUCAAGUUCAAGAACGGUUCUGCUUUGUUGAAUUACAGAGGUGAAGUUGUGGGGGAUGUUCCGAUUCCCGCCGGCAAGAUUGGCGCCGACGAAACCAAACCCAUGAAUGUAACAGUCACGGUGAUGGCAGAUCGCUUGCUCUCUAAUUCUCAGCUUUAUACCGAUGUGAUGUCGGGUGUGAUGAAGUUGAGCACACUGAUCAAACUUUCUGGUAAAGUUUCAAUUUUUAAUAUAUUUAAAGUGACUGUACACACGACAACUACCUGCGAUUUCAGUGUCUUUGUUUCCAAUGCUACGGUUGGAGAUCAGAACUGCAAGUAUAAGACAAGCUUGUAG